UGAAUUACCUGUCAAUAAAAUAUUAGAACAAUCGAGAACGACUAGAGUGAAAAAAUUUCAGCAGGCGUUUCGGCCACGGAUAAAGUUUGGAAUAUUGUAAAUAAACUUAUUAGAAGCGUUUGCAUAAUAACUUCAUCAUGACACGUGGAAAUCAAAGAGAUCUUGCUCGCCAAAAAGCCCAAAAGAAGCAACAAGAACAGAAUAAAGGCAAACGAACGGAUAAUUUGACUGUUGAACAAAGAAAAGCAAGAGAUGCCGAAGUAAUGCGUGAAAAACAGAAAAAGAAAGAAGAAAUAGCUGCUGCUGGAAAACCUAAAUAAUCGGCAAAAAAUGUGACUAGCCGACAAUUGCUAUGGGCAUUUAAGAGAUAUCAACUACCAGCAAACAUUGAAAAUACUUACGUAUAUACAUAUGUAGAUUAACAAUAACAAAUUAAUCUGCCGUUAAAACGAUGCUAUAUUGGGACAGUCAUAAGCGGAAGACGUCAAAAAGUUGACACAUUGCAAUAAUAGCUGAAAUAACAGUAAUGAAGCUACAUAAUAAUUUUUAUUUUAUUCAAUUCUUGUAGAUAAAUGCCAAACAUUAAUUCCCGUAGUUGAAGAUGCGAAUACAAAAUUCAUGCCAUCCAUAUACCCACACACAUACUUUUUACAUGCAAACGUAGUAUAUAUGUAUAUUUUUUAACUUUGCCAAUUAAGUAUGUUGUCUUUCUUCUGCUUUAUAUUUUCGCCCUUGAUUAUUGAUGUUGUUUUUAUAAGACUAAAUUUUAACGUAAUAUCAAAUAAAAACAACAUUUUGUAUAAAUUAAAUUUCGAUAUAACUAGGUAAACAAAAAAUCUUCACGAGAAGGCAGUCGAUCCGAAACAAGGGAGAAAAUGAGAGAGAAAUUAAAGAAUUCAAUUAGAGAUUAGUUACUUAGUAUUUUAAGAAGAUAUUAUGAAAACUUAUAUACAAAUAAAUAUGCGAAAACUAAGUUAAA
Molecule: messenger RNA, 979 nt
Organism: Ceratitis capitata (Mediterranean fruit fly)
Lineage: Eukaryota; Metazoa; Arthropoda; Insecta; Diptera; Tephritidae
Product: putative SERF-like protein
Exons: 3
Coding region: 138-320 (60 amino acids)
Cellular component (GO): cytosol
Source: RefSeq, a predicted model, not a curated record